Messenger RNA from Oxyura jamaicensis (ruddy duck), 1002 nucleotides. It is a transcript of the gene MIS12, whose product is annotated as MIS12 kinetochore complex component. Gene Ontology annotation, cellular component: nucleus; chromosome, centromeric region. The record is from RefSeq and is a predicted model, not a curated record. Bases 13 to 639 code for a protein of 208 amino acids. Gene Ontology annotation, biological process: mitotic cell cycle; kinetochore assembly; mitotic sister chromatid segregation. Lineage: Eukaryota; Metazoa; Chordata; Aves; Anseriformes; Anatidae. The transcript has a single exon.
CCCCCCGGCGCCAUGUCGGUCAGCCCCAUGGCCUACGAGACGCAGUUCUUCGGGUUCACGCCGCAGACGUGCAUGCUGCGCAUCUACCUGGCCUUCCAGGACUACCUGUUGGAGAUGAUGGCGGUGGUGGAGAGCGUCGUCCUGAAGAAGCUGGACACCUCGCCGGGCGGCAGGGUGAGUCGCCUGGACGUCAGGAAGAGCACGGAGAAGUUCCUGCGCUUCAUGAAGGAUCACUUUGACCAGCUCUUCGGGAAGAUGGAGGAAGUGCUGCUGCAGCUGGUGCUCAGCAUCCCCCCGCACGUGCUGCUGCCCGAGGACAAGGUCCACCAGCAGUACCCCUACAGCGAGGAGCAGUUCCAGGCACUCCAGGACGAGAUAUCUCGCCUGCGGCAGCGGUGCAGGGCCGAGGCGGCUGCCGGGCAGGCGCUGCGAGCCGAGCUGGAGGAGCAGAAGGCCGUCCAGGCUGAGCUGGAGAAGAUCCUGCAGUGGUUCGACGGGCUGGAGAACACCUGCAGGGAGCACGGGACCAGCAACUUCAGGGAAAGCUUCGCCUUCCUGACGCAGAACUCUAAGAGGCUGCAAGACGUGCUGAAAGACGUCAAAGAGAAAAGCAAAAAAAUAAAGAGAGGAGAUGAGUGACUGUGAUGGACGUUCCGAAAAGGAGACAAAAUGUGUGUAGACAGCUCACCCGUGAUGACAGUGACUUAAGCAUUGUCCCUGAUGCCUUUGCUCCUCUGAUCCUGCCAGCAUCUGGACUGAAAGCUGCUGUGCUUCUGCUGAACCCUGUCCGCAUGUGCCGACUUGGCAAACACGGGAGUAGGGAGCGGAACAAAGCCUCUGUUUUCUGCCAAAUGUAGCUCUGAACGCGGUGACUGAAAAUGAAUUUCUGGUGGGAUAACUUGACAGAGGGUAACUUUGUGGCCUUAAUGUUAACUUUGAACACAACUUAGCCUUCAUUUAUUUUAAUAUUUCCUGAAAAAUAAAUAAAUACAGCCAUAAGAA